Knipowitschia caucasica is the source of this 696-nucleotide messenger RNA. The record is from the annotation of a GenBank genome assembly. NCBI's taxonomy places the organism in Eukaryota, Metazoa, Chordata, Actinopteri, Gobiiformes, Gobiidae.
AUGACCCUCAAAGCCCCCCGCCCCCCAUCUCGCUCCUCCUGCUCCUCCACAUCCCUCUCCUCCUGGUCCUACACAUCCCGCUCUUCCUGGUCCUCCACCCCCUCCUCUCCUCUCUCCUCCCCGGGCCCAGGAGCUCCUCUCUCUGGUCCUCCACCCCCUCCUCUCCUCUCUCCUCCCCGGGGCCAGGAGCUCCUCUCUCGGGGCACUGCAGCAGCUUGUGUCGCCCAUAAAGCAGCGCGCGGUUCAAUGACACCGCGGCAAAUGGAUCUCCACGAGCACAGCCUCCCCUCUGCCCCCGUGCCUCCCCCGGGGGAAGCGCGGCCUGAAGGGGGCGCUCACGCAGAGGUGGACGGAGCCCGAGCGUACGGCACGUUCAAGAGCCCCGCCCCCGCGCCCCCUGAGCAGAACAACUGGAGCAGCGCGGGUCCAAACCCGGUCCAGAACCAGACCAUGAGCCAGACCACCAUCAUCCUGGGCACUGACGGCAGCGCGAGCGUGCAGCCGGGGGGCGCGCUCCACAGCGGCGCUCUGUGUGAAGAAGAAGAGGACGAAGGCGGCGACGAGAACAAAGCUCGAGGAAACUGGUCCAACAAACUGGACUUCAUCCUGUCCAUGGUGGGCUACGCCGUGGGGCUUGGCAACGUGUGGAGGUUCCCCUACCUGGCCUUCCGGAACGGCGGAGGUGAGAGGAGCUAG